This is a messenger RNA of Symbiodinium pilosum, 1173 nucleotides long. Lineage: Eukaryota; Dinophyceae; Suessiales; Symbiodiniaceae. The record is from the annotation of a GenBank genome assembly.
AUGUCCACCAUGAGAUCGGAUCGCCAGAUUCUGCGAGAGCAGCUGACGCCCGACGCGCGUGGUUUAAUAGUGGCGAUGGUGGGCCUGCCGGCCAGAGGAAAAUCCUUCAUCUCCCGCAAGUUGGAGCGCUUCCUCAAAUGGGGUGGCAGCAUUACCAAGACCUUUAAUGUGGGAAAGUACCGAAGAGAUGCGGUAGUACCUGAAAGGUCAGGACGGAGCGAGUUCUUUGACAAUCAAAACCCGGACUCCGUGGCUGCCAGAGAAAAACUGGCCAUGACAGCUUUGGCAGAUGCCCUUCAGUUCCUCGAUGAUGGGGGUAAAUUUGCGAUCUUCGAUGCAACGAACAGUACUGUUGCAAGACGAAAAUCCAUUGCAGAUCAGGUGAAAGCCCAUGGGCACUACAGCUUGAUCUGGGUGGAGGCAGUUUGCGAUGAUGAUGAGGUGGUGAGGUUCAACAUGCUCACCAAGGUGAAAUACAGUCCAGACUUCAAAGACAUGUCUGCAGACCAGGCAAUGGCCGAUCUCACCGCGAGAAUAAACAGGUAUUCAGAAAUCUACGAGACCAUACAGGAUUCCGAGGGCGCGUUCAUCAAGCUAUUCAACCUGUCGAGCAAGGUUAUGGCAAAUCACUGCUAUGGCCGUGUGGCAAAGAGCAUAUUGCCAUAUUUGAUGGCAAUCCACAUAGGUUCUCGACCAAUUUGGCUAACGCGGGCGGGACCUGGUUCUACAAAAGGUCAAGCUGGCAGUGAUCGAGAUUCCACCCUUUCCGAGGAAGGUGAGCAGUUCGCGAGGAACCUUGCAGAAUUCGUGCAGAAGCGCUCGCGGCGCUACUGGGAAUCCUCUGGAAACCCGCAGGAGCAGACAAAGGUGUUUACAAGCACAAUGCCCCGCGCUGUCGCAUCGGCUGCAUACACCGGGGUGGUUGCUGACAAGCGUUCAGCCUUCAACCCGAUCGACAAGGGUGUUCUGGGGGCCGGCUGGUGGGAUGUGGAAUGUCCAGACGAUCUGCCUCCAUGGAGAGAGGUAGAGAAGCGCCAUCCCGAGUUCAUGGAUCAGUGGCUCAAAAACCCUUUGCUUUGUCACUUUCCGGGUGGUGAAAGUUAUCUGGAUGUCAUCAUGCGAUUGGAGGGUGUUCUGAUUGACGUCGAAAUGUGCACUUCACCAGUCCUCAUA